AACAGCUUCCGGGCCAUGAGGUUAAUUUGACGAUUUGUUUGUGACUUGUGUUAGCGGCGCGCGUAAGUUGUUAUACGGUUGACAAACUUGUUAACUAAACCUAUUGCAGCUUGAAAUAUAAUAAUGGAUGCUUCACAGAGACAUCGUUCUCUUUACAAAGGGACUACGCCGCCAUGGAAAGAAACGUACAGAAGGCGUUGCGUGGACAGGUUGAAAAACAGCCGUUCCAGAUUGCUGGACAAGUUCAGGCAAACGGGAGAGACGGAGGGUCGGGAUGGCGGAUCACGGGGCUCUCAGUCCCUCGUUCAAGAGGUGAUGGAGGAAGAGUGGAACGCCCUCCAGCUUUCUAACCGGGGACUUCCCUCCUUGUGGAAUAAGGAUGGCAUUGGCGAGACGUACAGUGCCUUAAAAGAAUAUGAUGAAUUAACUGUGUUUGAAGAGAUCCAACAAGAACUUUUGUCUCAAGAGUUAUCCAUCAUUGAUGAAUUUGAAAGGGGCUUGAAAAUGGAGGAGCAGUACUUGGAUUCAGUUGUUGAGGGAAUGGAGGCAGAAAAGGAAAUUAUAUGUCCCAUAUGUCAUGCAAACAACUUGACAGUAAAUAGCCAUUUUACAUCCUGCCUCUGUGGGCUCUACAUCAACACACAGAUGAGGGGGGUGACCCCGGAGCUCCUGCAGUGUGUUCUUGAGAGCAGGGUCAUGGAGCACAUGGAGGAGUGUCUUCACAACCCCGUCUUCUCUACGGCCUCAAACAUGGACGGCUCUUCAAACCUCAUGAUCAGUUGCAAGGUUUGUGACUACCUCUCUGUGGUUCUGUGAAGUGUGUUUUGUUUACUAUUUGUGAUUUAAUAAGCCCUGUGUCAUUGGGAGAAUGUUGUUCCUGCACUAAAGUGCUUUUAUUUCUGUAAAAUAAAGAUUUGUAAGAUGUU
Molecule: messenger RNA, 926 nt
Organism: Hypomesus transpacificus
Lineage: Eukaryota; Metazoa; Chordata; Actinopteri; Osmeriformes; Osmeridae
Gene: rpain
Product: RPA interacting protein
Exons: 7
Coding region: 124-816 (230 amino acids)
Biological process (GO): protein import into nucleus
Cellular component (GO): nucleus; PML body
Source: RefSeq, a predicted model, not a curated record